UUUUUUAAAGAUUUAUUUACUGUAUGUAUAGGAGUACACUGUAGCUACUGUCUUCAGACACAUCAGAUGAGGGCAUUACAGAUGGUUGUGAGCCACCAUGUGGUUGCUGGGAAUUGAACUCAGGACCUCUGGAAGAGCAGUCAGUGCUCUUAACCUCUGAGCCAUCUCUCCAGCCCGAAUCUAGGUUUUUUUUUUUCUGUAAUGAACCACCUCUUUUCUGAUACCAUAGUCUUUCUUCUAAGAAAAAAUAUUUCCUUUUUAUAGAUUUGUUAUUGUUGGUAUGUGUUAUGUGUCUACAUGAAUGAGUGCUACCUAUGUGUGGGUGCCAGUGGAAACCAAGUGAGGUCACCAGAUUCCUUGGAAUUGGAGCUAUGAAUCAGACUCAGGUCCUCUGCAAGAGCAGUGGACCUUCUGCUGAGCCAUCCCUCCAGCCUCUGGAAGUUUCUUUAGUUUCUUCAGAUCACUCAGUUCAGUUUUAGAAGUGCACAAAUUCCUGAUUGAGACACAGAUAAUAUUCCGGAUAUUAUCUGUGUGUUUGUUUUAUAUUUACAUUUACAAGAUUUUAAAUUUACUAAGUUUUUAUAGAUGGAUGCCUUGACUGUAUGCAUGUAUGUAUAUCACGCAUCUGGGAUUAUGGAUGGUUGUGAAUCAUCACAGGAAUGAAUAUGGGGCCUCUGCAAGAACAAGUGCUCUUAAGCCCUAAGCCAACUCUCCAGCCCCUAGAUACAGACACACACACACACACACACACAGUUUUUCAAAACAGGAUUUCUCUCUGUGGCCCUAGGUGUGCUGGAACUUGCUUUGUAGACCAGGCUGGCAUGAAAUUGAGAGAUCUCCCUGCCUCUGCCUUUCAAACGGUGGUAUUAAAGUGUGCACCACAGCCAUGAUAUUUUUUGCAUUAGUUUUUCUUAUGAAACUAAUUUUCUUUGUUCGGGACAUCUUCCUGUGGCCUUCUAGGCAGGUCACGCUGGAAGAGACUGGUCUAGUAGCCCUUUUUAUGUCUCUCCAACUCCAUUUUUGGAAGUACCUGGCAUACUUGACAGAGUGACAAGAGGAAGUUAGGCUAGUGACACGGUGCUCAGCGCUGAGUACUUGAAAAAUUAUUUGCUCAAUAAAUAAGCAAAAUGAAUAUAUGAGAAAGACUGGGGUUGACCUGGAAAGGUGAGUCUCUGUUGCAAAACGCAAUUUGGUCAACAAAUAUUUGCGUACUGUGUCCUUGCCUUGUGGCUCUCCCUCAAAAUACAUGGUAAACAAAACAGCAACCGGCCUUGGGCAAGGAGUUUCUACACCCACUUCUUAGCUGCAUGAUUCUAUUCUACUGUUUUGUUUUUUUAUCUAUUGAUUUUGAGGAUUAUAUUCUAGCCUAAGGAAUCGAUUUAGACCCGCUAAUCCCAAAUGUUAAGACUCCUGAUGUUUGGAUCCAAGCUACCCCCUACCCCUCAUGCUAAACUUUCUAGUGUUGGCUGGGGUCCUUGGAUGGAGAUCCUUCAAAGGAAUGGAUCGCACAUCCACCAGAGGGUGCUGUGAGGGCAGGUCUGUGGCUGGAGGGGAGCUCGCCCAAUGACCCUCAAACCCAGGUAGGCUUAUUAGUUGGUUUUCUUUCUUGGUGUUUCCUCCCUACCCGCUAAAACCGUCGAUGCCCCUCCCCCCACGAAGGGUUUCGUUUUGAAUAUAGUGAUUCGACUUUCGCCGCGACUCCAGCAGUGCUUGGUUCCAGAGGAAGUCUGGCCUCUGUCGCAGACGUCCCGCGGCUGGAGGCCGCCGGUCCUCCGACCGGCCCGGAGCGCAGGCGGUGGGUGGGUGGGGACCUCCGGGGCCGCAGCCAGCCGCCGCGCCGCAGGGGCCGCGAAGGGGUUAACCCGGCGGGGGGGGAGGGGGCGCGGGCCGCGCGUGCGCUCUGCCUCCCUCCAUUGUCUCCACGGCGGCGAGGAGCGCCGGCGAGCGCAGCCCGGGACCGAGCGGGGCGGCGCGGCUGGCUGGCGGGGCCGGCGGCGGCUGGAGCCGGAGCGCGACACCACGCGACCGCGGCUUCCAGAGCUCCGCCUGGCUGCCCCACCGCCGCGAGCCCUCCCGAAGCCUGGAGGAGUGCGGGCCGCCGGCGCCGGUCGUCGAGUCCUGAGACGGGGAACGCGCGCGUCGUUCCGAGCCUUCGCCGCUUCCUGCUGCGGGCGGGCGAGCGGCCUCCUCCGGCGCCUCCCUAUCUUCGCUGCGGCUCCUCAGGCUCCCGAGCCCGGGGGCGGCCUGUGGCGCGAGGCGCCCGCUCUGGACCGCGCGUCUUCGGACCUUAAGAAGAACAUGCAUUCGGCUUGGACAGUUUGAAAUUCUUAGUUUGGGGUCCCCGCACGCUUGCCUUUUCCACCCCGCGGAUUUUUUUUUUUUUUUUUUUGAGGAUUUUCCCUUCUCCUUUUUUCAUUUUCUCUCCUCGGGGCUCUUUUGUGACUCCCCCAACCCCCCGCCUUUAUGUUCGCCCGGCUCUCCACCCGCUUCUGAGUGGUGGGGGAGGGUCUCGGCCUCCACGUUCCCGCCCCACCGGGCCCCGGCGAACAUGGGGGGCAAGCAGAGCACGGCGGCCCGGUCUCGGGGCCCCUUCCCGGGGGUCUCUACCGAUGACAGCGCCGUGCCGCCGCCGGGAGGGGCGCCCCACUUUGGGCACUACCGGACGGGCGGCGGGGCGAUGGGGCUGCGCAGUCGCUCGGUCAGCUCGGUGGCAGGCAUGGGCAUGGACCCCAGCACGACCGGAGGGGUGCCCUUUAGCCUCUACACCCCCGCCUCCCGCGGGACCGGCGACUCAGAGAGGGCGCCGGGCGGCGGAGGGUCCACGUCGGACUCCACCUAUGCCCACGGCAAUGGUUACCAAGAGACCGGCGGCGGUCACCAUAGAGACGGGAUGCUGUACCUGGGCUCCCGAGCCUCGCUGGCGGAUGCUCUACCUCUGCACAUCGCACCCAGGUGGUUCAGCUCGCACAGUGGGCUGUUGGUGCUGAAUCAAGACUGGACAGAUACAAGAAAAGAUUGGGGCAGUAAAGAGGUAAUAAGCAAACUCAGCAUCUUAUAACCAGUGCUGUGGGCGGGCACCAUGCCAAGAGGACUGUGCUGCAUUCUGGAUUCUGAUCUUCUACAUUAACGAAAUUCCUAGAAAAAAGGACCAUCCAUGUUUAGGAAUUAUCUAGAACCAUGGGUGUGGGCAGUGCAGAAAAUCUGAAGUGACUUGAAGACCCGUACCUGUGUCAUGCUUGCUACUGAACGCUUCCCCUCGCUUGUCAGCCAGCGGGUACAGCAGCGUGCUGACUCCAGGUCAGACUGGCUGAGUGGCAACUGACUCUUUCUGGAGCUGUUAAUGUUGAACAAGUUACUCGAGCUUUUCGCUGUGUUUCUGUGAAAUAGUUAAUAUAAUUCCUGCCUAUUGAUAGUUCCUACUCUGUAUUAUAAAGAGAAGCCAUGGAAAACAUUGUAGCUGUCUAUAGAAAUGACUCAGUAAGUACAAAAUACUGUUUACCCAUUAUCAUGUUGCAAGUGGAGACCUGUUUCCACAUUGGCAGUUUGGAAAGUACCAGUGCCCUUCUUGGUCUGCAAGUCUAUCUUCUUAGUUCUCUCCUUCCUUCCUCCUCACUCACUGCUGUAGGUCUCAUGAUGUUGUCAUCUCAUUCAGUCUUUGCAAACAUGCAAUGAAUUCCUCCAUUUUUUUCCAGCAAUAAAACUCAGGGCCAGGGAGGAAUAUAAUAUUAGCCAAGGCCUCGGGUCUAGAAAACCCCAUCAUGUUGUCCUUCUCUGCUUAUGUAAGAUGGUUCCUAAUGACUUUGUGGGCUGUAUAUCUUAAGUUAAAGCAAUAGCACGGAGAGCACAGACCCUGCUUCAGUUAAAACAUGGCUCUUCCUGCCACACUGCAUUUAGUCUGUCAGAGGCAUUAUUUCCCAACUUAGCUCUUUCUCAAAAUCCCAUGGCCAACUUUUUCUUCCUCAAUGGAAAGUACUUUAGACUGAGACCUAAGAAGACCCGGCGUAGUCCCGGUAUGUGACCUCACACUGCUCUAAGGCCUUACUGGGGCCUGCUCCUCCUUCAGUAUGAUGAAGAGAUUCUAAACCCAAGAAUCUCAGCCUUUUGUCCCCUAGGAUUUAAAUGUCUAGUGCCAUUUAGACCUUGCUGAGUGGCCAGGUUACCAGUAUCUCAGUGGUAAUGUGACCGUUUCUUCACUGAGUAUCUCACACUGGAAGGCAGGACUGUCAUUGUACUCUUUCAGGAGAUGCUAGGGAAAUGCUCAGCAUGGGAAGAGUAGGCUUGUUCUAGUAACAGAUGACUUGAAUUCCUCCGUGUAUAUGCCAGGCUAGGGCUGGGGACCUGUGUGGUCCUUCAUGCCACUGUGGCCCCAGCCCUCAGCCUACAUACACACAGGUGCUAACUUAGGGAGUGUAGCAGAUAGGUGUUCUCUAAGCCAUUUAAAUUCUUAAGAAACCUUGCUCCUUUGAGUUGGAAACUACAGAAAAUCUUUUGUAAAUACACAAGGACUUAGGUUAGAAAUGGAGAAUGUCUUUAUUCUGAGACUCAGAGUUGUUCUUCAUCUCCCCACUGUACACAACACUGCACAUUUAGAAGCUGGCUUUAAAAAAUAAGCAGCCUGGGUCAACCAGGACAUUAAGGACCACACACCCCAUUCUUCUGUCUUCUGGUGUUCUAUGGACUUGUAACCAUGCGGAGGUCAGGUAUUGGUCCUAUUUCUAAGGCCUUAGGCAAGAUGUAGAUGCUGAGAAGUUUUAAGGAAAUGGACAGGCGGUGGGGCGGGGAUAGGAGUUAUGCCACAGAAUCCACUUCAACUGUUGUUAGCUGUUUAGUCUUGUAGCAUUAUUGAUACUGGCUGUGGUGGCACAUGUCUUUAAUCCCAGCACUCAGAGGCAGAGGUGAGCAGAUCUCUGUAUCUCUGUGAGUUUGAAGUUACCCUGGUAUACACAGCAAGUUCCAGGAUGGCCAACGCUACACAGAGAGAUCCUUUUCUGUAUUAUCAUUGAGAAAAAGAUUUGAAGAGUCCAAGCAGAUGUCCUAUGUGACUUGCUUCCUGUCUGUGCCACUUUACCCCAAUCAGAGCUUUCCAUACAGAUCAGCAAGGCAUCACGUGAGGGACAUUGGGGGUGGGGGGUGCACUCCUCUGUCUUCAGGCUCACAACUGGAUAUUUGAAAGUUUGGCCUUUUAUCUCUUUCUUUAAAAAUGUUGCAGGAUAGGCAGAGGUAGGCAGAUCUGUGAGUUCGAGGCCAGCCUAAUCUACAUAGCAAGUUCCAGAUGAGCCAGGGCUACACAGUGAGAUGGCCCAGGGCAGGGAGUAGGCCGAGGAGAGAGGACUAGGCGGCUCAGUAGCACUACUGCUCUUGCACAGCAUCCAGCUAUGAUUCCCACAUGGUGGCUCACAACCAUCGGUAACUCCAGUCCAGGGAACCUGAUGCCCCUUCUGACUUCCGGGAGAACCAGGCAUGUGUGUGCCACACAUACAUAUAUGCAAGGAACCCAGGCAUAAAUUAAAAAAAUAAAUAUUCUGAAAACAAAUAGAAGUGAAAUCUGCACCACUAGUUCGAUGCAGCAUGGCACAUCCAGGCCAGGUAGAGUCAUUGUCACCAAAGAAAGAAGCUGAUAAGCACAAAUGGAUACAGACAAAUCAAUAACUUUUCAAAGUUGUUGAUCUGUGAUAGAAUUUGCAUGCAAAGAAUUGAUCUCUUUGAAACUGUUCAAUAAUACAAAAUGGAAAAUAUUGAAAUAUUAAUUCACCUAUCUUAUCAAUCUUACCACUGGGCAUGUUGUUCAUCAGUACAUUACCCUGCUUGGGUGGGGGGAACUCUGUGUGCGUGUGUGUGUGUGUGUGUGUGUGUGUGUGUGUGUGUGUGUGUGUGUGUGUGUGUGUUAACUUUCCACCGGGUGGCCCUAGCCUUUAAUCUCAGCACUCAGGAGGCAGAGACAGGUGAAUCUCUGUGAGUUUGAGGCCAGCCUAGUCUAUAAAGCAAGUUCCAGGACAGCCAGGGCUGUUGUUCAGAAAACCCUGUCUUGAAAAACACUAAAACAAAAGAAGUUAGCUUUGCUUAAUUGCAUUAACUCAGAAGAUCCUCCACCAGAACUUAGCAAUACUGAGGAGUUACUCUGCUGAGGAAACCCUUUGAUGUGUAACAGGCCAGGUUGCCCUGGGAAUAGUAUGGCAGAUUAUGACAGCCUGUGUCUGCCCAGCAUUGAAAAUCACUGCUUUACUUAGCAGCAUUUAGGAGCCUUCUGGAGAUCCCCACACCCCACACCACCCCUCCCCUGCUCACUAUAUACUUCUUAAAGGACAGAGCUGACUUAGUUUCAAAGGGCGCAAAGGAUGAAGUUGCUACCUAAGUAGGGAGGUGAGGAGACAAGGGAUGGAGGAGCAGUUGUCAGUAAUGACUCUUCUCUUGGGAGGGACCAAAAGGUGCUAAGCUCUGAUACUUAAAUAUUAUUCAGCUGCCUUGGCUUGCUACGUCCUAGUCUUGUCUACUAGACCCCAUUGAAAGUCAAGUCAGCAACUCUGGUAAAUGGUGUGUGGCAGAGUGCCCUCUUGAAAGCUGACGGCUUGGAGAAAGGUAAAGUCUCAAUGAGAGAAGGACAAAUUGAUCUCUGCCGUGUCUACAUUGACUGUGGAUAUAUCGAUGGAUUUGGAGAAAAUAGUUCAUGCUGU
Messenger RNA from Rattus norvegicus (Norway rat), 6671 nucleotides. The record is from RefSeq and is a predicted model, not a curated record. NCBI's taxonomy places the organism in Eukaryota, Metazoa, Chordata, Mammalia, Rodentia, Muridae.